Molecule: messenger RNA, 6580 nt
Organism: Stomoxys calcitrans (stable fly)
Lineage: Eukaryota; Metazoa; Arthropoda; Insecta; Diptera; Muscidae
Gene: Usp1
Product: serine-rich adhesin for platelets
Exons: 5
Coding region: 732-5348 (1538 amino acids)
Biological process (GO): protein deubiquitination
Cellular component (GO): nucleus; cytosol
Molecular function (GO): cysteine-type deubiquitinase activity; cysteine-type endopeptidase activity
Source: RefSeq, a predicted model, not a curated record
GAAAAUGGAAUAUCAGCCGUUCCAACCGGCCGUGAAGGAUUUUUUCAUUAAAUUUACCCAAUUAACUUAAACAAUUUCAAAAUAAAGUGUUUAUAGUGUAUACCUGAGCUAUAGAGGAUUUCGAAUAUCUAUAGUUUUGCAAAAAAUUAGCAAGAAUAAAGCCAGCAAUUUCAAUUAAAAUCGUUGAGAAAAAGAAGAAAUUUUUGCUACGACUUGCGUGGAAUGAAAAAUUAAAGAAGAAAACGUAAGAGGCGACGAAAGACGAAGUGAAGAAAAAACGCAAAAAAAUAAAUCAAAGUGAAAAGUUUUUCCUUUUUAUAAGAUAAAAAGUUAUAAUAUUUGGAUGUAAUUUGUUUUUGCAAUUUAUAUGUAUAGAAGGGAGAGCUUGUUUCUAUUUGAGAUUUGAAGAAAAGGAAUGUGAUCUGUUGGAAAACUACCAUUCAUCUUUUUAACUACAUGCAAAAGAGUGUGUUUGUGUGUGUAAGGUGUAUGGCGACUGGAGACGAAAGAAAGCCCCAAAUAAAAAAAAUUAACAUCCAUUUUUUUAUUGACUAAUAAAUUUGCUUUUUUUUGUUGAUGUGAAUGGGAAAAAAUAAGUGAAGGAACAAAAAUUGCAGUGCAUAACACAUUUUUAUAUUUGAGUGUUGUUGCGGCCAUAGAACGAAGAGGAUUUUCUGGAUUUCAAAGCCACCAAUGUCUGGCAGCAUUCGAGUAGAAUAUGUUUACAAAAAAUGCCCAGAAAUGCUGCAAAGAAAGCGAAUAAAAAUAGAAAAAGUCUUCCAAUUCGAGUGAAGUUGACAACAAACAAAACCAAAAGGAAUAUUAAUAACAAUAACAAAGAGAAGAAUACAAAUAACAGCAAUCAGCAAACGGCUCUCAAAGAAUAUCAACAACAAAAGCAAACGAAGAAAGCUGAAGUUAGAACAGCAGAAAACGCUGAUACUACUACCGGAGGAGGGUAUCGAAACUGUGACGACGAUUGUGAUGUUAAUUCUACUGUCAUCAAAACAACAUCAAAAACAGCAGAAUCAUCACCAACAACAGCUACAGCAACAACAACAACAACCUUAACAAUAGCAACCAAGGUUUGCCAAUUUCCAAUUAAUUGUCAACAUUUACGGACAGCCUCAACUUCAUCGUUGUCGUUGUUUCUAUCGUCUGGUCCCGCUACAAGGCCAACUCAGACCAGCAUUACACUUGAGAAGGCUGGUCACUUGGCGACGGGUAAAAUCGCUUCACCACAGAGUAUUGUAGUGAAAUCGUCUAAUGAGGAUAAUACUGCAUGCCCUAAUUUAGGUAGUAAGGAAAAAGUCGAAAUCAUUGAACAAAGUUCACAAAGCGACUCUCAAAGUGGCAAGCGGGACAAUACAACAAGCAUUGUCACAAGCGAUAGCAACGACAUUGUUUUAGGCAUUGACAACAACAAUAUUGCACCAACAACAGCAGCAGUAGAUACAGUGACAACAGCAGAAAUCGUUUCAUCAUCAUCAUACUCAUUGUCAACGACAACAGCAGCAGCAUUAGUAUCGUCAUCAACAUCAUCACUAACAUCAGCAACUCGUCUAUCUACAUUGUAUCCCAUUGUUAUUGAAACUCAUAUAUCAGAAACUCAAAGUUUGUCAGGAGAUUUAAAUAAAACACAAACACCAACAGCAGCAGCUACUGCAGCAACAACAUCAAUAAAAAAACAUUCCAUUUCGUCUUCUAAUGUUACAAAUUGUAAUACAGACAACACUACCAAUUCUGUUGCAACAGAAGCGCCAAGUAGUACCAUUGCUGCUACGACAACACGAACAGCAGCAAUUACCACAACUAAUGCUGCAGUUGAUACCCCAUUAAAAGAGCAAAAAGAACAAAUUCAGCAGCAACACCAGAAGCAAGAAAAGUUAUCAAGCAAAACUUCUACAUCAUCUCCCUUGCAACAACAACAGCAACGCAAUCAACGAAAAAAGCGACACUAUCAUCAGCCGCACGAGGUUAAAGCCCGCCUGGAUACUUUGAGGACAAGAAAACCCCCUGUUGUUGCACUUGCUGACAACCAAACUAAAGCUACACAGCCACAACAACAAACACAAAAAGGUCACAAAAACGACGAGAACGUUUCGCAAAAAACACUUGCCGCAGAAGAAAUCGGCAAGAAACAGGACGACGACAACAACGACCAUAAAUUCAAUCAACAUAAAGACGAAGGAUUCUUCAGAAGAAGAGUAUUUCCCCCUUUGGAUGAGGCAACAUUGAAUCUAAUAGAGGUAUUGAGUGAUAACGAGGUUAAGAAACCAACUACCAAGCGUAAGCGAAAUCAAGCGGCCCUACUUGGAUUUAAUAUACAACCAGCUCGUUCCAGACGCGCAACAGCAACAGCGCAAGCUGCAGUCAUCGUUGCUGCAGCGGGGGCAACUGCUGACCGAUCUCUACAUAAUCUAGGCAUUGUGGGUGGAGGACAAAAGCAAUUAACUGGCAGCGAUUUUCUAAAACCCUUGCCCAUCGAAGCAGGAAGUACGAAUUCGAAAAAACGGCCACGUAUUAUGUCUCUGUAUGAGCGUCCAUAUCAGACGGCCAGCGAUGGUCGAGGUGGUGGUGGUGGCAGUGUUGUAAGCAAUGGCUACAUGUCGACAUCCCGUUCAAGUUCUUCGGGCGGUGGUGGUGGUUCCGGCACCGCAAUGGUAAUGAGCGAUUCCAAUGAUAGUCAAGAUAUGACCAAUCAAUACUAUCUAUCGGGAACCAGUGGUUCCGGUAUUGCGGGCAAUUCCAAUUCUUCAGCAUUACUGGGUAAUGGCAGUGCCAUUAAUCAUGCACCCACCAUGGGCACAUUGUGCAACAUUGGUAAUACAUGCUACCUUAACUCGGUGGUAUAUACGCUGCGUUUCGCUCCACAAUUCUUGCACAACCUCCAUCACUUGUUGACCGAUUUGAAUGCAUUGCAACAAAAUAUAGCCAGAGCGCGAGCAAAAUCGUCUUCCCUGGGUCGGGGCAUGAGUGCUGUGCACAUGGAGAAUGCCCGAAGUUGGAGUAGCAAAGAUUUGGCUUCCAUGGAGCAGUAUGCCUCCAACGCAGUUGUUGGUGGCCUGUCGAAUACGGUAGCAUCGGCCACGACCUCCUCUUCAUCGACGGCGACGGCCCUAACGCAAGUCACACAGAAAAGUAGCCAUCAGUUAUUAACCGAAAAGCUGCAUGAAUUAUAUCAGAGUUUAUAUCGCAAUGAAAUGAAUGAGUCGACGGAACCGCACCAUGCCGAUACAUUAUUGCAUGCUAUACAAGAUGUUAGCAGUAUUUUUGAGGGUAACCAACAACAGGAUGCCCAUGAAUUUCUAAUGUGUCUUCUUAACAGCAUUAGAGAAACGAGUCAAACCCUAAUUAAAGCCAUAGCGGAAUGUCCAGAUGUGAUAAUGAAUGGAUAUAUUUCCAAUCCCGAUGAUGUGGAACGUGAUAUGAAACACUCCAAUGUUGUUGGUGGUGGCGGUGUUGGCGGCAACGCUGGGGGCAAUAACAGCGGCAGUAAUAGCAACAAUAUGACUGUCUCGUCAGCCCUAAGCUCACUGACAUCCAAUUCAAAGUCGUCCUUGUUUUUCUCGCGUAAAUCAAAACGGAAAGAUGAAACGAAAAAUUCCAAAAAUUCCCGCCUUCAAUCUCCUCUAAAAGAUAACCAAAUUACUGGCAACACAACACCCCAAUCAAAUAGUCACUUCUAUUUGAAUUCGAAUGAUCUCAAUUCAUCGGCGUCCACAUCGCCGCCUUCGGCAGCUGGUGGUUCAUCUUCAAUUACGUCGCCCUCAAAUUCAACGUCUGCUGCUCAAUUGGGAGCUAACGAUGAGAUAGAUGCGUCAUCAACUCCACUUGCCGUACUGUUGAAAGACAAACAACGUUUGGAGGGUAGAAUUCGUGAAUUGGGUUUGGAUUUCUUCAACGAUGAUUUUGAGGGCAUAACGGUGUCCACAACCAAGUGUUUAAGCUGUGAAACAAUUACAGAGCAAAAGGAAACGAUGAUAGAUAUUGCUGUACCUGUACCGCAAGCGGGCUACGAGAGCAACGAAUAUAAUAUGGAUAGGCCGAGUUCCUUUAUACAGAACUCUUGCAUAACGCGCGAAUAUUUUCGCAAUGAAAAUAAAUAUCGUUGUGAACAAUGUUGUGGAUACACCGAAGCUAUACGUUCUAUAUCCUAUGAGGUCUUACCGCGUCUAUUAAUUAUCCAGUUAAGCCGUUUCUCUGGCGGCAUGGAAAAGAUCAACAGUUACAUUCCCACAUCGUUUACGCUACAAUGUUUCUGUUCGAAAUGCUGUGAACUAAGUGAUGCCAACAAAUUGCACAUUUAUAAGCUGUACAGUGUUAUAACACAUGUGGGGGCAACUAUGUCGGUGGGCCACUACAUUGCCUAUACAUGUUCGCUGGAUUGGGCUAAUGAGUAUAUCAAUUGCCCCAAGGAGCAGAGGCGAAGAGCUAGUCAAGAAAGGGCGGCAGCGGCGGCUGGAACCAAUGGCGGUGGCAGUGGUGGUGGCAAUGGCUCAACAUUGACAGGCAGUCAAACGCAAGCGGCCAACAGUCAGACAUCGUCUUCAUCAACGAAUGCUUCGAGCUUAGGUUCUUCCUCCAGCACUACAAGUUUUAUGAAAAUAAUGAAAUUUGGUCGCAACAAGGCAUCUAGCAGCGGCGAUAUGAGCAAAAAUGUUAAACAUCUGAACGGUUUAACGACCAGCAGUAAAGCCAUUACCAAUGGCAUAGGAAAGCUAACCAUGAAUAAUGCCUCCAGCGGCGGAAGUUCAUCAACAUCGGCGACAGCAGCAUCACAAUGCUCCACAACAUGUCCAAGUAUUAGCUGUUGUGCCAUGCGUUUGACGGCCCAACAGCAAUUGCAUUAUCUGCAUAAUAGUCAAACCAAUGCCAGCGACUUCAGUGAAGAUUCGACCGGCUAUUCCAAUGGCAGUUCGGCUGGCGGCAGCUAUGCUAAUGCAAACUAUAACAACAACAUGCAUCAGCCCUAUGUAGCGGCGUCUAGCAGCAACACAUCGGGUUAUGGCAGUACAGGAAGAGGAGCCACCAAGGCGUCAUACGCAUCUCAAAUACACAAUGGCUCUGAGCCCAUAUGGUAUAUGUGUGAUGAUGAUAAAAUUAAGGCCAUGACACAAAGGGAAUUCGAAGAAUUGCUCUCGCCGGCACGCAAAAUUACCAUUACCCCCUAUCUGCUAUUCUAUGCCCGUUACAAUUUGCAAACUUCGUCACCACCCAAGUCGGCAACAUCGUCUUCAUCGCCUGGACCAGUAACAUCAUCGCCACAAGCCUCCUGGUCGAAUGAGAGUCUGCAAAGUUCGGGCCAUAGCGGUGGCGCUGGGCAUAGUAGCGGUAUGCGUAUGUGAGGUAUGUCGGGAAUUACUAAACUUAAGAGCAAUAAUACUAAUAAUAACAACAACAACAACAACAUAAAAAUAAAUAUGAGCAACAGCAACAACAACAACACAAGUAAUAGCAAAAGCCUGAUAAAAUGCAAUUGUAAAGAACAGGUAAUUUAAGUAAAACUUAUUAAUAAACUUAUAUAAAGUAGUAGAAGAAGAAGAAAACGAUAAAUGAGAAGAGAAUGAAGUACAUAAGAGAUAUAAACAAACCCCUAUUAAAUACAGAAGCAAGAAAAACAAAAGAAUCACAAAACAAGCAGAAAAACGAUGUGACACUUUACCUUCUCCCGCUCCUCAAAGGGAGAAGCAAGGUUUAAUUAAAAACGAUGGACUGCUGUUUUAAAAAAAAUAUAUAUAAUGUUGUAUAUUUUUUAUGUUUAGGAGAGAUGCAAAAACAACAACACACAUUUUAUAUUUAUACUUUUUCUAACAUUUUUCUAAUACAUAAAAAACAAAACAUACAUACAACCAGUCCCUUGUCGUCCACAGGAGUGGUUCAUCUCUUCCGCAGCACCACUUUACUAACUUCUACAUCUAUCUACAUACUUACGUUGGUGUAAAACAUAAAGAUUAUCUGUGUAUUUACUUUUAUUUUUUGAUUCCCUACUGAAACGACCAUACUUCUAUGCUAACUAAACUACUUAAAUGAAAAAAAGAGAAAGAAAUUCGACUAUUUGGACUGAUUUGUGGCAUACAUUGUUAUGUACUAAACCUAUUACUAUACACAUGCACACACACACACACUACAGCCGACAAUGAAGAAACUCCCAGAGCAAACAAAAAGUUAAAAUUAACCAACCCUUCCCCUUAAGGUAACAAAAAAAAAAAAUGUCAAUGCAAUUGUUAAUGUUUAAAAUUGCUUGUUCAGUUAACAGUUAUAAUAAUCUGCUUCCGUUAUGAUAUUAUGAUUUAAAAUUUUAUUUCAAAACAAGAGAAAAAUUUUAGUACAGGCUUAAGUAUUGUUUAUUUUUACGUUCUCAUUUUAAGCAAAAGUAAUUUUUUUAAUAAAUUAUAUAGUGUUUUUUUUCUUAAAAAUAAACAAAUUAAUAUUUAGCUUAGCUCUCUUUAAUUUUAAAUAAAUUUCUAAAAAUUUGGCUUUAAUUUAUAUUUAAGGAAAACACAACACAACAAAAAGAAAAGAAAAUUAUGAUCAAGUGAAAAAGUAUCAAUAAAACCCAUUAAUAUUAUUAAUAACC